Molecule: messenger RNA, 4018 nt
Organism: Toxotes jaculatrix (banded archerfish)
Lineage: Eukaryota; Metazoa; Chordata; Actinopteri; Toxotidae
Gene: tmem260
Product: transmembrane protein 260
Exons: 16
Coding region: 442-2499 (685 amino acids)
Source: RefSeq, a predicted model, not a curated record
GGAAGUCAUGACAUGUCAGCACGUCCGAGGAAAAGAAACACUCUUCUUCCGCCGCCGCAACUCGUAAACGGUUAUAUUAUCAAAUGACUAUUGCACAAAUAAAUCAAAAUAAAUCACAACUACUUCGGCGUAAGUUUGAGGAAUGGCGCUCCGGUAAUAUCGCGAGUUUAGCUCGUCGGCGUGAAAUGAAGUGUUGCUACUUCCCCGGGAAAAGAAACGUGCCUGCACAAACGAAACCACAAACUUAAGUCUUUACUUGGCGACACAUUUACUUUAUUCAAGUUGUUGUCUGACACCGGUUUCAGGUAACCAGCUGCUUCGGAGUCCUGUUUACAGUCUGCAGCCCGAAAUGUAUGAAUGCUAUUGACGCUAGCUCGCUAGCUAGUCGACAUUAGCUAGCAGUUGUUUGAAAUCUAUCGCUGAUUUUAGCCAAAAAUAAAAAUGUCCGUGGAGAAGAGGACAAGCUGGAUACUGACUGGCGCUACGGUCGCUUGUGUCACCGCUCUGUAUGUGCCCUGCGUGCAAAGGACUGUCCCCGGCGGAGACUCAGGAGAGCUGAUCACCACUGCUUGUGAGCUGGGGGUGGCUCAUCCUCCAGGAUACCCUCUCUUCACCCUGCUAGCUCGCCUGGCUAUGUGUCUUCUGCCGUCCCUCUCUCCAGCCCACAGUGUCAACCUGAUGAGUAGCCUGCUGGGGGCUGCAGCUUGUGGUGCCCUCUGCAUUACUGUCUGCAGGUUGGCAGGUCCUGGUCCUGGAGCAGUGCUGGCUGGAGGGCUGUUUGCUGUGUCCAGGCUGAGCUGGCAGUGGUCCAUGGUGGCAGAGGUCUUCACCCUCAACAACCUUUUUGUUGGGCUGCUCUUCCUUUUGAUCACCUGCUUCCAUUGUGCUGAAAAUGCCACGCAAAGGAGGAAGGUUGCACGUUGGGGAGCACUAUGCUGUGGCUUGGGGCUCUGUAACCAGCACACCCUGGUGCUGUAUAUACUGGUCGUCAUUCCCUGGGUCUUUUACCGACUGUACUCUCAUAAGGAGCUGUCUUGGCGUGUCCUUGUAUCUCUGGGAUUGUGUUUCCUGGCUGGCUUUCUGCCGUAUAUCUACCUGCCCAUCUCCUCCUACCUCAACACAGCCCGGUGGAGCUGGGGGGAUCAGACCACUCUGUCGGGCCUGCUGACCCACCUGCUGAGGGCUGAAUACGGCACCUUCAGUCUGGCAAAGACUGAAAGCUCUGUGAACUUGACCACAAUGCUAAAGGCCCAGAUGGACCACUACGUUGCGGACCUUUCCCUUCCCGUUUUGGCACUGGCAGGAACAGGCCUGCUUCUCUCCGCAUGGGACAGGACGUGUCGCUCAGUGUCCUGGCUGUUGACUGCCAUGCUGGUGGUCUACUCCCUGUUUUUUGCUUGGAGAGCCAACCUGGACAUCAGCAGACCCCUACUGCUUGGAGUGGUUGAGCGUUUCUGGCUCCAGAGUGAUGCUGCAGUGUGUGUGCUGGCAGGCCUCGGUUUGAGCCGGACUCACACUGAGCUGGAGAGGAGGCUGGGCUGUGGGAGGGUGUGGAAGACCACAGGCUGGGUCCUCACUAUGGCUCUGCUGGCACAUAUGGUGCACACCAAUCACAGGGAGUGCGAUCAGAGCAGUAACAGUGUGGUGGAGAGGUUCGGCAGGGAGAUUCUGGCCUCCGUCCCAACAGACUCUAUCAUCCUGACCAGAGGAGAUCUGCCGGGAAAUUCCCUGCGCUACUUAUACUACUGCCAGGGUGUACGGCCUGAUGUACGCCUGGUUGACCAGGAGAUGAUGACAUACGCUUGGUAUGUGGCCAAGCUAGCGCAGCACCACCCUGGGGUCCACUUCCCCGGCCGCUGGUGGGACCCGGUCCACCCUGAGGAGAAGGACACCUUCAGUCUGGAGCAGUUUCUGUCCCACAACACACAGAGAGAUGUUAUUGCCUGCAUUGGGCUGCCAGAUGGAGAUCCAAGCUGGGAACGUAGCUUCUCUCGCUGGCCCCUGGGUGUGUGUGACUGCUUGGUGCCAGUUCAGAGGCAGUUUCACCCUGAACAAUGGGCUCAUCGGACUCGCAACAUCUACAACUGGAGUGAGCCACACAACAGUUUUUAUCCUGCGUCCUGGGAGCGUGUCGCUAAUGAGGAGAUGUGGCAAGCCAGGAUGAAGACGGCUUUCUUUCUGUUUGACCUGGCAGAAAGGAUGCAGGGAGAGGGGAGAGCUCGCCUCUUUGAGCUGUCUUACACUCUGUAUAAGGAGAUUGUGGAGGCCCACUCAGACUACCCUCCAAACUGGGACAAGAACUUGGCACUGGCCUGUGAGAGGCUGCUCCGCUCAGGUCACCGGGGCUACAGUCCAGACAGCCUGCUGACCUGUAGUGCCCAGCACUUUACUCUCUACUUAGAGAAGGAGCCCACAGAUCCGCAGGCUCCCGCCAUACGCUCAGCCAUUACUCACCUGCUCAAAGAGAGAGACAGGCUCCGCCAGAGGCAAACCCCAUGACAAGAUCCAGGGAGACCUACAUGGGGCUGGCACACUGUGGGUGUGCUGUGAGCCCAGGCGAAAUGUGAGGCAACAGGGAUGAAGUCUGAGCCAAUGUGCCCCUUCUCAUGGUUAUGAGGUGGUUUUCCAGAAGGACCCAGUGGUGUUUAGUUUUAUGUUUUGGCUUAAUGGACUUGGCCAAAUUGGACUUACAAAUUUAGAACUGGACUUGGGAGUACUGAUGCAGAAGUACUGGUCUCUAGUUGUGUAGUUAUCUAGCUUGUGCAGAUCUCUAGUUAUAGGACUCUGCACAAAGACUGGAGUGAAAAGGACUGAGCUAUGCUUCAUUUAAUGAAUGUUUACUGUUGACUAGGGACGGAGCUUCACUACAGGAAGCCUCGACUGACCCCAAUCAAGCUGUGCGUGUUCUCCCUAAACUCAACAUUUCGAUUGCUUUAUCGUUACAUCUCGUUCUUUUUUUUUCUCUCUUCCGCUGAUUAUUUUGCUUCUGCCACUGCUCUACUACUCUUUUUCCUCACAUUAGGAUGGCAAGGCAGAGAUUGAGGGAAACCCAAUUUGGGGGCAGAAAUGGGGGAUUAGAGCAGCUGUUUAAUCUAGGACAGCCUUGUGCUGUGCCACAGAGUCCUCACUACACACUACCAACACUACCCACCCACCCCUCUAUCCAUCCAUCAGUCUAUCUUAGAUGGUCCUUUAAAUGUUUAAAACUAAUGGAUUUGAUGAGUGUUUUUUUUCUCUCUCUCUUGCUUCCUAACCAGAGGGCUAUAAUCCCUCAUGGAUUUAAACGAAAUGUGAAAUGUCCCAAUGCCAGGGACCCUUUUAGAGGUGCGUUUGUGUGUGUGUGUGCGUGCUUGCAUGUGUGUUGAUUUGUGCUCACAUGCUCACGUGUGUGUGUGAACACGCUUAAAUCUCUGCCCAAGCCCUUUCCUCGCUGGAGCUGCAUAUAAACAUAGUCGAUAAACAGAUCGGCACACUGAAAAGCAAAGUGCUUUGAUCAUCAUAGAAGCACAAAGUCAUGCAAAGUCCGGGGACGCACGUAGACACGCAAGACCGCCAGCUCCCACGAAAAUGGACUUAUAGCCCUGUGGAUGCUGGAAAGGCAGUGUGGCAUGCAAACACAGCGAAGGGACCAGAAUCACUUGUCUUUGACGUGUUCUCAGGAUCAGACACCUCAGUUACACACAGUUUUUGUGAAUAUUGGUGCUGAUGUUAAUAAGCCUUGUGGCGUGAAAUUUGUUAAGCAGAGGUCAAACCAGUGUAUUGCCAUACGCUUUAUGGAACACUUCUGAAGGAGCCUGCUAUUUGAGAUACCACUAGAAAGAGAAGGACAGGAAGUGCAUGUGCAGUUUUCUCGGAAUGUAAUCUGCCCUCUCUGUUUGCAGGCCUGGUUAGCGACUGUCAGCCGGCUGGAUGAUGAGAUUCAACCUGCUGUAGCACAGAUGGUUUGGUUUCUCAUAAAAAAAAAGGGAAAACUGUCACUCUGCUUUCCACAGAUUAAAAAUUCCAAUAAAGACUUUGU